Molecule: messenger RNA, 516 nt
Organism: Acanthosepion pharaonis
Lineage: Eukaryota; Metazoa; Mollusca; Cephalopoda; Sepiida; Sepiidae
Source: the annotation of a GenBank genome assembly
AUGGUUCUAUUUCAUUCAAAUCGGUAUUAUUCCAUUUUGAUUAGUGCUACUCACAUAUUCAAAGUCCAAUGCCUUGUCAUCUAUGGAAAGCAAUCGUUGACAAUAUUAUCACGGAUAAAACUGUCAGUUGAAGACACAGAUAUGGGUAUCUACUCUCAAAUUGUCUUUUACUUCCUCUCUUUCUCUAUUCGUCGUCUAGGGGCUUGGCUGACGAUUAAGCAGAAAAUGCGUCCCCUCUCUCUUUCGUCUUGGUAUGACAGCAUUCUCGCUCGAGAUGGUCUGUUCUUUCUUUCUUUCUUUCUUUUUUCCUCUCGUGCUUUGUUUAAGGGCUUGGUGACAGUUGAAACUGCUUUCUUUCUCUUCGAUAUAGCGACGUUCCACAUACGUCGUCAAACGGGUCCAUCCAUUCGACUCGGGGACGAAUUCUCCUCACAAUUUCGCAAACACAUCUUUUCGGCCCAUAUGCCGAGACAUUUGACAGACGUCCUACCGGCCCGCAAGCCCGGUCAAGACUAA